GAAUGAAGCCCCGCCCCCUGGUUGGCAGGUCGCUGUCAACACGGAACUGAGCUGUGCACCGUUCCAUCGCUGUUGCAUACGUUCAUGUGAUAUAGACUCACUCCGAGCACAUUUUAUUUCUUCCUGACUGGUGUUUGUGUUGUCCUUCACAAUGUUCCGCUUGCGGGCAUUGUCCGCUCUAUGGGUUGGCGUGGCACACUUCUCCAGGCGAUACCACCAAAAUGGAACAGUUAGAGGAUCUGGCCAAAAGAGGAUAAUGGUGGCAGCUUUAGCCGGGGUAACUGGUGUUUCUGCAAGUGCUGGACUGCUCUGGAAAAGAGCGUAUGCUGAUGCAGGGCCGUCAGUGCAACACUCCGAGAUGCAAGAUGGAGAGGCGGAUUUUGUAAAAGAUUCAGAGUCUGAGUCAGAGAAAUCAGUCAAGGCCAGCAGUGGUGAUGACGAGGCUAAGAAUGAAAAUGGCGAAGGGAAAAAAAAGAAGCCACGCAUUGGAUUCCGUGACCGCAAGGUGAUGGAGUACGAAAACAGAAUACGGGCUUACUCAACGCCAGACAAGAUUUUUCGCUACUUUGCCACACUGAAGAUCAUCGGUGAGCACGGAGAUACUGAGGUCUACAUGACACCACAGGACUUCAUACGCUCUAUCACGCCAAAUGAGAAGCAGCCAGAGAAUCUUGGCCUUGAUCAGUUCAUUGUGAAACGCUAUGAUGGAAAGGCCCUGCUAAAGACAGCAGAGGCCACGCACUGUUCUCUAACAGUUGUUUCUCCUCCUUCCUCCUCCUGUGAAAUGGACCUCCUACAGACGGAGAAGAUAGCCCAGGAGAGGGAGAGGUUUGCAGAUGAAGACAGUAUUUUUUACUCCCUGGGAGAAUGUGGCCUCAUCUCUUUCUCCGACUACAUCUUCCUCACCACUGUGUUGUCCACUCCCCAGAGGAACUUUGAGAUUGCGUUUAAGAUGUUUGAUCUCAACGGUGAUGGCGAAGUGGACCUGGAGGAGUUUGAACAGGUCCAGAGCAUUAUCCGCUCUCAGACGAGCAUGGGCAUGAGACACCGCGACCGCUCCACCACAGGAAACACUCUGAAGACAGCCGGCUGCAGCUCAGCACUCACCACAUACUUCUUUGGAGAAGACCUGAAGGGAAAACUCACCAUUGGAAGCUUCCUAGAGUUUCAGAGGAAGCUGCAGCAUGAUGUGCUUAAGCUCGAGUUUGAGAGGAAUGAUCCAGUUGAUGGACGAAUCUCUGAGAGACAAUUUGGAGGUAUGCUGCUGGCCUACAGCGGUGUUCAGUCUCGUAAACUCAAGCAGAUGCAGAAGGGAUUGAAGAAGAUGUUUAAAGAUGCACAGGGCAUUACUUUUGAGGAAGUUGAGAAUUUCUUUACGUUCCUGAAAAAUGUCAACGAUGUAGACACGGCGUUGAGCUUCUACCACAUGGCCGGAGCAUCCAUAGAUAAAGUUACCAUGAAACAGGUGGCCCGCACUGUAGCCAAGGUGGAGUUGUCGGAUCACGUGUGCGACGUGGUCUUUGCUCUGUUCGACUGCGACGGGAAUGGCGAGCUCAGUAAUAAGGAGUUCAUUGCCAUCAUGAAGCAGCGGCUGAUGCGUGGGCUGGAGAAACCCAAGGACAUGGGCUUCACUCGCCUUGUGCGCGCCAUGGUGAAGUGUGCUCAGGAUACUGCCUGGGACUUUGCAAUGCCAAAGACAUAAAGGGGCAGCAAAAGGUGACGUGUGAGUGGGAGUAAGAGCACCAUUAGAGACAUUUUUCUCCGACUGUUCUUACAAACGUAAAGAACAAAUACAAUGGAAACUGCAGCGCUAUAGGCGAUGUUGGUGGUUUUCUAGGCCAACUGUAAACUUGAACAAUGCAUGAGUGCCCUUAAUUGUGCAUCAUUAAGGUGUCACACAAAUAUGUAUGAAAACAAUAUACAAGCAUAUAUUUACUCUUUGCCAAAGUGCGACAUUCAACAGCAUGUGACCCUUUGUUAAAUGCUAAGAGCAGCUAGAAACUUUGACUAAUAUUCAAAAUGUUUCCCCUUUUGCAUUUUUAGGUAGCCUUAACUUCUUCUACCCUUUGAAGGGGAACUGUUUUUUAUUUUUUUUGACUCUCAAUCUAAAUCCUUGUGUAAGACAAAAACACACGUCUUUUUCUUUUCUUUGCAUUCUAAAUCGUAAUAAACUGCUCGCUAAGGCGGAUAACAAUGCAAGUAAUAAGGAGUCAUCAAUUCCACCAAUAUAGCGCUCUAAAAGACCUUCAAUAUACUGUAAGCAUGUAUGUAAUGUAUUAACAGCAACAUUCAUAACAUGUAAUAAUUAUAGUAUUUUGCUCAUUUUAAACAUUACCGUAACUUCUUUUUUGGGCCUGAAUAUAAUGAGGAUAUACUAGAACAGUGGUUAUUAACCUGGGUUCGAUCGAACCCAAGGGGUUUGGUGAGUCGGCCUCAGGGGUUCGGCGGAGGUCAACACACACCCGACUCAUCGUGUAAAUACAAACUUCUCCCUAUUGGCGUAUUACGGAUACAGCAACAGCUGACUGGUUUGCAGGUGUGUAAUUUGUUGAGUGUUGGUUUUGUUGUUUGAACAAGGUGAUGUUCAUGCACCAGUAAAAAAACAUGGUAACACUUUAGUAUUGGGAACAUAUUCACCAUUAAUUAGUUGCUUAUUAACAUGCAAAUUAGUAACAUAUUGGCUCUUAACUAGUCUGUAUUAAGUACUUAUUAAUGCCUUAUUCGGCAUGGCCUUAUUAAAGUACCAAUGAUUGUCACACACACACUAGGUGUGGCGAAAUUUGAUUAUAACCCAACCCUCUAACCCUGACCCUAACCAAAUAACUCUAAAUUAAGUCUUUGUUACCUAAAAUAUGUUCCCCAUACUAACGUGUUACCAAAAACAUAUAGCUUUGUCUUGAAUUUGGAAAAAAAUAUAUAUAUAUAUUUUUCACUAAAGAAGGGUUCGGUGAAUGCGCAUAUGAAACUGGUGGGGUUCGGUACCUCCAACAAGGCUAAGAACCACUGUAUUAGAAGUUUAACAAUUGAGUAAUAAGGAGGUAUUUUGCCACAUUUACACAGAUGUUGAGAGUAUUUUACACAGUAUAUCCUGCCCUCUUUACGGCUUCUAAGACGUAAUGACAUAACUAUGUACGUAUCAUAUGCAUGUAACACAUGCACGCACCUUAGCUUUGGGUGUUGUUAGCUAAUUAUAGCGAUUUGGAUGGUCAUGUAUCUGUCGCCCGGCUAGCUCAGUCGGUAGAGCAUGAGACUCUUAAUCUCAGGGUCGUGGGUUCGAGCCCCACGUUGGGCGUAUGUAUUUUUACCAUGAAUUAACGUGGACCCCGACUUAAACAAGUUGAAAAACUUAUUCGGGUGUUACAAUUUGUGGGUUCUUCCGAGGAUGUUGUAGUCGUAAUGAUUUGUGCAGUCCCUUGAGACUUUUGUGAUUUGGGGCUAUAUAAAUAAACAUUGAUUGAUUGAUUGAAUUUAGUGGUCAAUUGUACGGAAUAUGUACUGUACUGGGCAAUCUACUAAUCAAAGUCAUUAAAUGUAUAUUCUAUCAUAACAUGACUGCAAAUUGUGCGUUGCUUCUCUUGGACUUCUUUUGAAUGUGUGGACGUGCUCUCAGUGCCUAAGUGUUGAUGAGGCCGCUGUAAACACCAAUCAUUUAUUUAUUUAUUUUUUUACCAGGCUGUUAAAAAAAAAUAUCUCAAACUUAGUAAUUGUGAAGAAUAUUGACAAUUCUAAAACAAAUAUGUUCUGUUUGACCACUAAUUGUAACAUAUGAAAUAGCCGGUGGUGUUCUUGCUAUAUUUUUUACUUUGAAAAAUGUAACUGUGAGCAAGUUGCAAACAUCCCAUUUAGCAGUUUCAGCUUUAUUAAAACAUUAAGGCAUCAUAUAUCCGUAUUGGUGAGUGUUAAACAGGAAAAAGAAAGCAUCAACAUAAUAAAACAGUGACUUACAAUGUUUACUCUCACUGGGAUACAGAAUAAUGUGAUUGUUGUAUCUUUCAGAACCAGACAUGUGCUUCCCAUUUUGGAGAUUAAUUCAGCAUUGUCCUCACUUCCCAGGUAAAAAAAAAAAAAGUGACCCAAACGAGAAUCUUGCCGUGUCUUUCUAGCGAUGUCUUGGAGUUGACCAACUCAGGGGUGGUUCAGCUGCUUCUGAGUAGCUGUGGUCAGGGCACUGUAUUUCAAAAAGUAGUUCCUCAGCAAUGGCUUACAGGUGAAACUCCAAAAAAUAGAAUAUCAUGCAAAGGUUUGUUUAUUCCAGCAAUUACAUUUACAAAGUGAAACUAAUUUGACAUAGGCUUAUAACAUGCAACUGAAAAUAUUAAAGACUUUUUUUUAUAUAAUUUGGUGAUUCAGAAAAUGUGGAGUUUUCAAAAACUGUAACCCAUGAUCAUCAAAAAUAUAAUGAAACAUUUUACCUUAUACGUAAGGAAUUUUCAUCCAUCCAUUUUCUACCGCUUAUUCCCUUUGGGGUCGCGGUGCCUAUUAGGACAUGCAAACUCCACACAGAAAAAUCCCGAGCCCGGGAUUGAACCCAGGCCUACUCAGGAUCUUCGUAUUGUGAGGCAGACGCACUAACCCCUGUUACACCUUUCUGCCCUGUAAGGAGUUUAUUUCACCUAUUAGUUUUACAUUUGAGGUUGUAUUGCUUAAAUGAACUGUACUUUCACACAAUAUUCUAUUUUUUUAAGCUUCUGUAUAAUAACAAUGUGGGCAGCAUGGUUGAACAGUGGUUAGUGCAUGUGCCUCAAAAUACGAAGGUCGUGAGUAUUCCUGAGUUCAAUCCCGGGCUCGGUAUCUUUGUGUGGAGUUUGCAUGUUCUCCCCGUGACUGCGUGGGUUCCCUUCGGGUACUCCGCUUUCUCCCACCUCCAAAAACAUGCACGUGGGGAUAGGUUGAUUGGCAUCACUAAAUGGGCCCUAGUGUGUGAAUGUCAGUGUGAAUGUUGUCUGUCUAUCUGUGUUGGCCCUGCCAUGAGGUGGCGGCUUGUCCAGGGUGUACCCCACCUUCCGCCCUAAUGCAGCUGAGAUAGGCUCCAGCACCCGCCGUGACCCCAAAAAAUGGACAAGCGCUAGACAAUGGAUGGAUGGAUAAUAACAAUGUGGCUGUAGCUUGUUAAUAUGUGGGUCAUGGAGCACUAUUGGCGGUUUUGGAAUGUUUUUUAAAAGCGCUUUACAGGCAGAGUAGAUUAUUUCCAUUACCUGUAUUGUUAGCCACUUAUUAUUUUAAUAUUUUGAAUACACAAAAAGAAAGACCAAGUGUGUUUUUGUUUCACAUUAGGAUUGUGAAUGAUGGGCAAAACAUUUUUAAAGUGUAGUUCCACUAUAAAGAUGUUCAUAUUUGUUCAUAUGGGAUGACACAAUGUUUUUUCAUCUGAUUACAUUGCUCACUGAAACACUUUAUACAAAUAAUGUUAUUCAAAUUAAAGGUUUGUGUUUAAUAACAAAUAGAA
Nerophis ophidion (straightnose pipefish) is the source of this 5446-nucleotide messenger RNA. RefSeq names its product mitochondrial calcium uptake 1 (gene micu1). Gene Ontology annotation, cellular component: uniplex complex. The record is from RefSeq and is a predicted model, not a curated record. Gene Ontology annotation, molecular function: L-lactate dehydrogenase (NAD+) activity; calcium ion binding. The transcript is spliced from 13 exons. The coding region runs from base 152 to 1702 and encodes 516 amino acids. NCBI's taxonomy places the organism in Eukaryota, Metazoa, Chordata, Actinopteri, Syngnathiformes, Syngnathidae. Gene Ontology annotation, biological process: calcium import into the mitochondrion; mitochondrial calcium ion homeostasis.